Molecule: messenger RNA, 2156 nt
Organism: Episyrphus balteatus (marmalade hoverfly)
Lineage: Eukaryota; Metazoa; Arthropoda; Insecta; Diptera; Syrphidae
Gene: ImpL2
Product: neural/ectodermal development factor IMP-L2
Exons: 4
Coding region: 922-1704 (260 amino acids)
Source: RefSeq, a predicted model, not a curated record
GGAAUUUACAAUCAGUUCUGUUACAGUUUUUGGCUGUUAAACAUAACUUUUUUUUAUUGAGAAUAAAAAAAAUAUAUAAGAGAUUGAUCUUGUUCAUCUACACCAUUUCUCCAUUUAUUAUAGUGACAAACGUGUGUCUUUUCUGUCUCGUGACGAUCUUGCAAUCUUAAAAAUUUUUGAUGACUCAAAACGUGUGAUCUUAUCUCAAACAAAUUGAAGAUAAUAAGUUCAAAAAUAUCAGUGAAAUAUCCUUUUUUCGAUCGUUUUUUGAAAGAUCGGUGAUAUAAAAAAAGAGAGGAAAAAUAAAAACCUUGAAAAAAGUAUUACAGAGAAAAAAAAAAAGUGCAGUAUUUAACAAAAUAUAUAUAAAAUUUAUAUAUUUUGUAUCUAAAAUAAAAAUUUUGAAAAAAAAAACUCAAAAACCUACAAAAAAAAAUCCAAACUUGUCUCAAAAACAGCGAAUGUGCAAUUUGUUUUUACAAUCUUUCCGUUCGAGCUUUGACGAAAUAAGAUUUUUUCGUAAAAUUUUUAAUAAAAUUUAAGCAAAAUUCCACCCAUACGAGGAGAAUUUCUCUUUGUUUCCACAACGGAAGCAUUUAAAGGACCUAUGUCAAUACUAAGUGAUUUAGUCCUAAAUUUUAAUCGUAACGAUAUAUACGCAAGGACAAAAAACAAUUUACUAGCGAAUUGUAAUUCGUUUAUAACAUAACAGUUAAUUUUAUUUUUAAUCAAUUAAAACGAUUAAAAUUAGAAAGAAAAAUAAAUUAAUUAAUUCGUGUUUGAAUUAAAAAAAAUUAAUUAAAAAAUUAAAAAAAUUAAAUACAAACAAAAUUUGUUAAGAAAAAAUUCUAUAAAUUUUAUUCAAAAAAGAAAUAAAUCAACAUUCGACGAUUUUAUAAACUGCAGAGAGCAAAGAGAAAAAUGAUACUGAAAAUGAAUAAACCCGUGUUAAUAAUAGCGCUGCUAAUUUUAGGGGCUAUUGAUGCCCAAAGCCGAGCCAUCGAUGACCUAGACAAUAAUUCAAUUGAAGAUGAAAGGCCAAGGCCACGCAAUCCGGCACCGGAUGGCUUCCGCAAAGUCAGCAUGCCACCACCGCAAAUUCUCCAAAAGCUAGGACAACCAGUUGAGAUUGUGUGCGAAGUUGGUGGUACACCGGCUCCAACGAUACAAUGGAUUGCCGGACACGAUUCAUUGCCCGAAGUUGAUAGUUAUGAGUUGAAUUCAUUGAGUGAAUCUAGUCCCAGUGAAAUUGUUAAUGUACGAUCGGUAUAUGUCAUCGAUCAUAUUCUAAGCGAACCGAAAGUCUUUACUUGUGUUGGACGAUCAGGAUCGAAGAUAGUUUAUGGAUCAACUACUGUCUAUCCACCAACGGAGUCUAAGGAGUUGGUACACUUUGGGAAUAAGGCUUUGGCUAGGCCAAGGAAGCCAAUUAUCACUUUCAAUCAUGUGACGCAUAUUGAUUUCAUUGGAACGAAUAUUGUUUUGCCAUGCAAGGCCUAUGGAAGGCCACAUGCUGAGGUCUUCUGGAUGGGAAAGGAAGGUCUGAUUACGGAGCAGAGUAAUCGAUUCAAGAUUCUUGAAUCUGGAGAAUUAUUGAUAUCUAACCUCAAGUGGGAAGAUAUGGGAACGUACAAGUGUGUAGCUCGAAAUUCAGUGGGCAAAACUGUAGCGGAAACGUUCGUUUAUCCAUUACUUAGGGAUUAAGAACAAAAAACCUAAAUUCUAAGCAACAAUGAGAGCUAUAUUAUAAAAAAAAAAAAACGCCAUCUUUAAGAAAAAAAAGCCAGUUCUACUUAAAACCCUUAAAAAAAUCUUUAAAAAAUAUAAUUUUUUUUUGCGGAACUUAUGCUGACUAACUUUUAUUGAAGAGAGCGACUUUUUGUUUUAAGAGCACAACAACAACAACUAUCCCAACAAUUACCUACUACAACAACAACCAACUACUACUACAUUAUUACUAUUUUAUAUUUAUGUAAAAUCCCAAAAUUUUGUGAGUGUCUUAGUUUUAAGUUAAAAUAUUUUUUUUUUAUAAUUUAAUUUAACUAGAAGAAUCUCUAGAAAAAAUAGUAUUUUUUUUGUUUGUUUAAAAAUAAUUCAAAAAAACAUUUUCAGCAUUUAAGUUCUGAUUUUUCGUCAAAAAAAAAAAAAAAAAAUAA